AUGUCUGCUUUAUUUGCUGUUUCAAGAUCAGCAAUGGUUUUACGCACCAUGACUUUAAGAUCAUCAUCAAAUAUGGUUAAUACUUCGUCCUUCUUAACAUUGGCUAGGAUGUAUUCAUCCGGGAAGUUUCCACCACAUACUGUUAUUCAUAUGCCAGCUUUGUCGCCAACGAUGACUCAAGGUAAUAUCCAAGAAUGGUCUAAAAAAGUUGGUGAUGAAUUACAACCAGGUGAGGCUAUUGCAGAAAUUGAGACCGAUAAAGCUUCAAUGGAUUUUGAAUUUCAAGAAGAAGGUUAUUUAGCUAAAAUUUUAUUGGAUUCAGGUUCAAAGGAUGUACCAGUAGGUCAACCAAUAGCCGUUUAUGUCGAGGAAGAAAAAGAUGUUCCCGCUUUUAAAGAUUUUACUGCUGCUGACGCAGGGGAAGCACCAAAGCCUGCAGAACCUGAAGCCAAAGAAGAGGAAAAACCAAAAGAAGAAAAGAAAGAAGAAGUGAAAGAAUCAAAGGAUUCAAAAUCUUCCUCAUCAUCUUCCACUCCAUCCAAAUCAGCUGCUCCAACAGAUAGAAUUUUUGCUUCACCGUUAGCCAAAACUAUUGCCUUAGAAAAAGGUAUUGCAUUGAAAGGAGUAAAAGGAUCUGGUCCACAUGGUAGAAUCGUUGCUAAAGAUUUAGAAGGCCUUGAAUCAAAACCAGCUUCUACACCUGCAGUAUCCCCUUCAGCAGGUGCAGCUACAUCUGCGACUGGUGCCAAUUUUGAAGACAUCCCAAUCACGAGUAUGAGAAAAACUAUUGCUUCUAGAUUAUUACAAUCAACUCAACAAUCACCAACUUAUAUCAUUCAAUCACAAAUAUCAGUUUCUAAAUUAUUGAAAUUACGUGCUUCAUUAAAUGCAUCAGCUGAUGAAAGGUAUAGAUUAUCUGUGAAUGAUCUUUUAAUUAAAGCCAUUGCUAUUGCAUCAGUUAGAGUUCCACAAGUCAAUUCUGCUUGGCUCGGUGAACAAGGUGUAAUUAGACAAUAUAAAAAUGUUGAUGUUUCAGUUGCUGUCGCAACCCCAACAGGUUUGAUUACUCCAAUUGUAAAAGAUGCUCAAAACAAAAGAUUAUCUGAUAUCUCAAAUGAAGUAAAAGAUUUAGGUAAGAGAGCUAAAAUUGGAAAAUUAAGUCCAGAAGAAUUCCAAGGUGGAACUAUAUGUAUUUCAAACUUAGGAAUGAACCAUGCAAUUUCAGCCUUCACUUCGAUCAUAAAUCCACCACAAUCGGCUAUAGUUGCUAUUGGAACUACGGAAAAGAAAGCUGUUCCAAGUGAAGUUAACGAACAAGGAUUUAUCUUUGACGAUGUUAUUACUAUCACUGGUACUUUUGAUCAUAGAGUAGUUGACGGUGCAUUAGGCGGAGAAUGGAUUAAAGAAUUAAAGAGAAUAAUUGAAAACCCAUUGGAAAUGUUGGUUUGA
Molecule: messenger RNA, 1449 nt
Organism: Lodderomyces pseudojiufengensis
Lineage: Eukaryota; Fungi; Ascomycota; Pichiomycetes; Serinales; Debaryomycetaceae
Gene: LAT1
Product: dihydrolipoyllysine-residue acetyltransferase
Exons: 1
Coding region: 1-1449 (482 amino acids)
Biological process (GO): pyruvate decarboxylation to acetyl-CoA
Cellular component (GO): pyruvate dehydrogenase complex
Molecular function (GO): dihydrolipoyllysine-residue acetyltransferase activity
Source: RefSeq, a predicted model, not a curated record